Molecule: messenger RNA, 1481 nt
Organism: Cadophora gregata
Lineage: Eukaryota; Fungi; Ascomycota; Leotiomycetes; Helotiales; Ploettnerulaceae
Exons: 1
Coding region: 174-1481 (435 amino acids)
Source: RefSeq, a predicted model, not a curated record
GAGAAUAAUGCAUGUAUACGUCAUGGCAAUGCCGUCAAAGCCCAUUGACUCUGUUUACCCCUCACCUCAGCUUUGACCCUUCGAUUUGAGUUUUAGUACAACCUAGACCUCACCCUCAUUACCAUCAUCUUCUUCUACUCUGGCUCAAUUGGUACGCUCUAAUACAACACUCGAUGAACAACACAAACCCUCCCAAGAUCAUGACUUCCACCACUCUUUUCAUCCGACUCACGGCAUCAACCGCACCAUUCCGAUUUCUGGACCUCCCAGUCGAGAUCCGCAACCAAACCUACCGCCUCCUCUUGACCCCAUCAGUAACAACCACAACCAACACCGACGGAGACAAGAUCAGAUCCCUGAACCUCAGUCUAGAAACCCAGAUUCUCCGUGUAUGCCACAGCAUCCAGAGCGAAGCCACACGUGUGCUCCGAGCCAACCUCUUCAUCAAGCUCACAAUCAAGGUCCUCAUCCAGGAAUUCGGUUUCAUGCUCCAUUCUGAAACAAUAGCCAUAGCUAUACUGAAGUCAAAGCAAGCGCAGACAUUCAAAGCACACGUUUUGGAACAUGAGAUUACUCUGCCCAAAACAUUGCAAGAGCCCACCAGAGUCAUCGUCAUUCUGUUCAAGGAUUUGAAAGAACUAUGUGCUGGAAUCCAACAAGCACAGUCGCCACUCACCCAACACAACGACCUAGUCUCGCACAUCAUCACACUGCGCGAUCCAUUUCCUAGGAUAUCGAGUCGGGAAGGGGUCGAGCCAUUCCUCUCGAGGGAUUUGCAAGAGACACUGCUCGCGCCAUAUCGAGCAGAAUUCCGAGACUGUCCCUUCUUCAAGGUCAAGGGCACUGCGGACGUAUCAAAAGACCUGAGACUCGCGACCGAGAAAGAGAUCGUUCGACCUCUGCCCACCGAUCCAGAGGGUGUCAUCCGCGAGAUAGAGCACCUGAAAGCAGAAGGUAACCUCUAUUUCACACGAGGCGACCUCUAUUUCCGCGACGGCAACGCCGGCGCAAGCGAGUACUGGAACCUCGCUCUCCAGAAAAUCCACCUCGUCCUCAAUUCCUCCUCUUCCCCCUACACUGAGAUCAGACAGCAAGGCGGUAAAGAACUACUCAACCGCCUUGUCGCACUAUCUUUCACUCUGAACUCCAACAAGGCCCAAGAUUAUCUCAAGUGUAUGGAAUGUCAUGCCGACAAUCAAGACCAGAUGGAUGCAUUUGGUACGAAGCUUUCCGAUUCGGUGUGGGAGGCAUUUUGCACGCCGAGCAAGUAUUCUGGGAGUAUAUGGAGGCCAACGAACGCGCAGACGGCGAAGCUGGCGUACAGAAAGGCGGUGAGGUGUCGGAUUGGAGGGGAGCCAUUGAUGUUCUCCCAGGCCCAGGCGGCGAUUCAACAGGCGUUGAUUUUAUUCCCUAAUGAUGUUGCGAUCAAGAAGGAGUCAGAAUUGAUUGCAAAAUGGGGACGUCGAAUUUUUGGGCGAUGA